UUAUUGUACAUGGUUGAAAAAAAAAAUAAAUAUCAGCUGAUCGCAGUUGACGUUAGACGUUAGUCGGUUCAAGGAAGCGGAACGCAUCAUCGCAUGGAAAUUGGAAUAUUUGACAAUGGUAGUUAAUUAAGUUAGAUCAUCUGUUGCGUUAAGACGAUUUUUCUGACAUUGCCUAGGCGUAAAAUCACAGGCAAAGGAAGUUUUACGAUUAUGGCCUAGGACGAGCAUCCCAGUUUCAGUCAGCAAAUCUGAAUCAACAUCAACUGAUGAUCAGAUCAUCUGUCAAGACAGUCUUUUUCCAACUCAGCACUAGACUCCUAGCAGGAGUCCUACAGUAGUCUCCUUACUCUCCUUAGUCUCCUAGAUGUCUCUCAUUCCACUCAUCAUUGAAGGACUUUCUAAUAAGGUCAGCUCAGUGAAGCCACUGUGGCUAGUGAUGGGCAAUGAGUCAUGUGACCUGGACUCUGCCGUCUCUGCCAUUGCCUACGCUGCUUUGCUUGCUAAGGAAGGUUUUCCUUCCACUUUUGUGCUGAAUGUUGCACAAUCAGACUAUACACUGAAGACUGAAGUGCAGUACUGGCUUAGUAAACAUGGCUUGACUGAGGAAUUUCUGAUGUUCAGGGAUAACUUGAGUUUUAGUGAUGGAAGAAUCUCUUUAAUGCCAAGAUGGCUUCAUAGCAACCAUGAGAACACCUCUGAUAGGACUCAACUCUGUGACCACUACAGCACAGCUCUGAAAGGAUUCAUAACAAUGUUAUCCUGUGCGUCUGCAGAGCCCUCUGUACUCACAGAGUCCUGUAAUCCUUCAGGCAGCUCUGUCCACGUAUGUUUAGUUGACCAUCACGUGCUGGCCACCGCAGACUGGCCGCUGGGGCCAUACGUGAGACAGAUUAUUGACCACCGUCCACUGGAAAAAACUUUUUCUGCUGCAGCAGACGUUGCUGUCGUGCACGGCAUCGUGGGGUCGUGCUGCACGCUUGUUACUGAACUGCUGCACGCACGACAGCCGCAACUGCUGCACGACCUGGCGCCACUGCUGCACGGUUGCAUUGUCCUGGACUGCGUGAACUGCCUGCCAGCCGCUGGCAGAGCCACUGCCAGAGACGAGGCUGUGCUGGCACUGCUGGAAACUUGCAUGAGUGUCAGCAACAGGUGCAGUGCCAGCAACAGGUGCAGUGCCAGCAACAGGUGCGGUGCCAGCAACAGGUGCAGUGCCAGCAACAGGUGCGGUGCCAGCAACAGGUGCAGUGCCAGCAACAGGUGCAGUGCCAGCAACAGGUGCAGUGCCAGCAACAGGUGCAGUGCCAGCAACAGGUGCUGNUAA
Hyalella azteca is the source of this 1324-nucleotide messenger RNA. Its product is annotated as exopolyphosphatase PRUNE1. NCBI's taxonomy places the organism in Eukaryota, Metazoa, Arthropoda, Malacostraca, Amphipoda, Hyalellidae. Gene Ontology annotation, cellular component: cytoplasm. The coding region runs from base 365 to 1324 and encodes 319 amino acids. The record is from RefSeq and is a predicted model, not a curated record. The transcript has 6 exons. Gene Ontology annotation, molecular function: exopolyphosphatase activity.